AUGUUCCGUUAAGUAUCUUUGAAGUUAUUUCCUGUUGCAAAAUACAAUCGUUUCCUGAGAGAAAUGCAAACCCACAUUUUUGGUGUGUGCCUGUGCACACAAGCAUGCGCCUUAUAAAGACAGAGGCAGAGCACGAGCACCGGAUCAGAAAGGUUAGAGGUGAGACGGAGUGCCUGUCAGCUCUCAACCUUAAUCUAACGGCAAAAGAAAAUAAAAAUCCAUAAGAUCUGAAGUAAAGAUUCUCUGGACACAUAUUGAGAAGCAAACCUGGAAAAAACAGUUUUACUUGUGCAGCUUUAUGGUGUAGGAGAGAAAAAGUCUCACCUGCAGUAAGAAAGCAGACAGAAAGGAGAAGGGCACUUAGGAAAAGGCCCCCCCAGAGGAAGGCAUUGAUGGAGAACCUGGCUGUCUACCACGGACCCAUCGGCAAGGAGGAAGGCGAGAGGCGGCUGGGCCAGGACGGCAGAGACGGCUGCUAUCUUGUGCGUGACAGUGACUCUGUGCCGGGAGUCUUCUGCCUCUGUGUGCUGUGCAAAGGAUACGUCUACACAUACAGACUCCAUAAGGACGAAGCAGGAUCCUGGGCUGCAGAAACGACUCCUGGUGUGCCGAAGCGAUAUUUCCGGCACAUCAAGAAUCUGAUAGCAGCCUUCCAGAAGCGGGGACAAGGAAUUGCCAUGCCUCUGCUGUAUCCUGUCACGGCUCAGAGACGAGCACAGACCCACACAGAGCCACAGGCGCCCGGGGACGGCCUUUCGCCCAAGCUGGGCAGCCACAGCCCCAACCUGCAGCAGCUGAAGACGCCUGUGGCUCAGGGACAGAAAAACAGGAGCAGAUAGAGGAGGCACAAGCUUUGGUUAGAGGGUCAAACCCGAGCAUCAUGCUCCUCAUUAUGAACACUGCAUGAUCCGCACUGUUUGUCAAACUUUUCAGAGGAAAUGUCAUUUUUUUUCUGUCAGUAUUUUUUGCAUAUGCUGCACAGUAAGCGCUCCAUGUGAAAUAUGUGAACUGCUGAAACAUUCAUACCUAUUACUGCAUACAUAAGAUGACAACAAAUAUUGUGCUGUUUCCAUAAUGCAAUAGAAGCCAUAGAGUGGCAAAGAAAAUAAAUGGUUUUGUCUGAAAGAAGCUUUCUUAAAUAAGGUGAUGCUUACACAGCUGAAGCUCAGACUGACAUAAUGUGGAGGAGAAAAUGCUAUUGGACGUAUGAAACCAUGACUG
Cyprinodon variegatus (sheepshead minnow) is the source of this 1221-nucleotide messenger RNA. RefSeq names its product SH2 domain-containing protein 1A-like (gene sh2d1ab). The coding region runs from base 393 to 839 and encodes 148 amino acids. The record is from RefSeq and is a predicted model, not a curated record. The transcript is spliced from 3 exons. NCBI's taxonomy places the organism in Eukaryota, Metazoa, Chordata, Actinopteri, Cyprinodontiformes, Cyprinodontidae.